Molecule: messenger RNA, 2223 nt
Organism: Fonsecaea erecta
Lineage: Eukaryota; Fungi; Ascomycota; Eurotiomycetes; Chaetothyriales; Herpotrichiellaceae
Exons: 3
Coding region: 1-2223 (740 amino acids)
Biological process (GO): magnesium ion homeostasis
Cellular component (GO): intracellular membrane-bounded organelle
Source: RefSeq, a predicted model, not a curated record
AUGCAACCACAAAGUCCAUGCUCCUCCCUCCAUGUGCGCCCCAUCGUCUUGGGGUUCGCCAAAAUCCUAUUCCUCUCCCUCGGGCAGGUACCUAUCGUGCGAGCUGCGCCGGCCUAUGCCGCCAAACUAUUCUCCUCCGCCGACGAACCAGAAGGGAAAGAUCCGGAUGAUCCAGGGCUAUGGAUAUACUUGACUGUUGCGGCAGUUCUUGUUCUGUUGGGAGGAGCUUUUGCCGGACUGACUAUUGCGUUGAUGGGACAGGAUGAGAUAUACCUUCAAGUCAUCAAGGAUUCUGGCGAAGGCAAAGAGAGGGCCCAUGCUGCCAAAGUGCUUAAGUUGCUCCGGAAAGGGAAGCAUUGGGUUCUCGUUACGUUGUUGUUGAGCAACGUAAUUACCAAUGAAACUCUCCCCAUUGUGCUCGAUCGGUCGCUAGGCGGUGGAUGGCCCGCCGUCUUGGGAUCGACCGUCUUGAUCGUCAUAUUUGGCGAGAUAGCUCCCCAGUCCGUUUGUGUCCGCUAUGGCCUCCCCAUCGGCUCUUGGAUGGCGCCAUUUGUCUUGAUCCUCAUGUACAUCUUGGCUCCUGUGGCGUGGCCAACCGCGAAGCUACUCGACUAUCUCCUUGGAGAGGAUCAUGGAACAACAUACAAAAAAGCGGGCCUGAAAACUUUGGUAUCGUUGCACAGGAAUCUUGGGGAGGCUGGUCAACAGCUCAAUGCCGAUGAAGUGACGAUAAUCAGUGCAGUUCUUGACCUCAAGGACAAGCCUGUGGGCAGCAUCAUGACUCCAAUGGAAGAUGUAUUCACCCUGUCUCUCGAUGACGUUCUAGACGAAUCCACCAUGGACGACAUUCUGUCCCAGGGCUAUUCGAGAAUACCCAUCCACCACCCAGACAACGACUCCAACUUUGUGGGCAUGUUGCUAGUCAAAAUGCUCAUCACGUAUGACCCAGAAGACGCAAAGCCUGUCCGAGAUUUCGCUCUGGCCACACUCCCCGAGACUCGACCUGACACUAGUUGCCUUGACAUUGUAAAUUUCUUCCAAGAAGGCAAAUCCCACAUGGUCCUUGUAUCAGAGUAUCCUGGGGAAGAUCACGGCGCCCUGGGUGUUGUCACCUUGGAGGACGUUAUCGAGGAGCUGAUUGGCGAAGAGAUUGUGGAUGAAUCUGACGUGUUUGUCGAUGUGCACAAAGCGAUUCGACGAGCCAUGCCUGCACCAACGAGGCGUAUCCCAAAGACGUACAUCCUUCCUGACGAACCCUCGACAAUCACUGGCACUGCCCCUGACUUGGUCAACAUUGAUGAAAGUGAAAUACUCUCGCCCGAGGACUUGCAGAGGGCCAAAACUGCAGACACUCUCCCGCAGAAGGCGAAGGGGCCGGGAGGCGCUAGAAGACGCUCGAGUGCAGGAAACAGUGUUGGCGACAGCAAGGCUGGCCGAAGAGCCGCAAGCACGGAUGAACUCAAGGAGCAUCUGAAGCACUUAGGGCCCUCCAACCUGGCGAGCAGGCCGAGGUCCACGCGGUAUAACACAGUGAAAAUCAAACCCGGCAACAGCACGGCGCCCAAGGAGGGUGAGAACCGAGCGACUCCGGCCCGGCGGAUCUCUGAAAAUAUUACUGAAUAUCAAACUGGUAUUGGUGAGGGCAUGCUCAGCUCAGGUGGUAAAGUUGCUUCCCGAGGCGUACAGGCUUUGAAGCAGGAAUAUGGCUCUCUUUCCUGUUCGCCCAAUGAAAGGAGGCCACACAGUGCAGUAAAGUCAUCGCAAACAGAUUCAGUCCAUGAACAGGAGUCCAACCAUCUUGGCACCGAAGCCAAAGAUAUACAGCAAGCUCGACCCCCCGCACAGACACUUGAAAGCCAGAGCACCAUUGGCAGCUUGCCGGAAUCUCGAACUCAGUCGAGGAGCCCCUAUUACCAUUCCAAGGGUCCAGCCCGAAGUGGUAGUAUCACAGAAAACAUUGUCGACACUAACGGCUUCCGAAAAGUCGUGCUUGAGAUGACGUCAAGUAGCGAGUCAAACGAGGAAGAAGAGAAUUCGGGGGCCAACAAAGGACAUCACGCGUACGGUGAACGCAAGAAUCCAUCGGCAGCGAAACUACGAGGCAGCAACCAUGAACAUCUCCCUGACUCCCAUGAUGGUGACUCCAAGAAGAAAAAGCGCCAGAGAAGGAAACAAGGCCACGGCAACGGAAAGGGGGAACGUGAACCACUGUUGGGCGACUAG